Molecule: messenger RNA, 7608 nt
Organism: Owenia fusiformis
Lineage: Eukaryota; Metazoa; Annelida; Polychaeta; Sabellida; Oweniidae
Source: the annotation of a GenBank genome assembly
UGAUGAUGUCGAGUCGGAAAAUAAGCGCAUCUGAUGUAGAUGGCGGACCAGGCACCACCACCGACAAUGCAGCACUUCAUCCGGAUGUUGCAGAUCAAAAAACAGAGGCUUGGCCGGGAUAUAAAAAGAUAGCUAUAGUUGGUAUUGGUUGUCGAAUGCCAGGAGAUGUAAAUAGUACGGAUGCUUUCUGGGACGUCAUCUCAAAUGGCAAAGACACUGUUUCCGACAUCCCACCAGACCGUUGGUCGACUGAUGCAUUCCAUAAUCCAGAGCAGUCGAACCCAGGUACCCACGUAACCAAACGAUGCGGAUUCAUUCAAGGUAUAGACCAGUUUGAUCAUACAUUUUUUAAGAUUUCACCUCGAGAAGCCGCCAUGAUGGACCCACAGCAGCGCCAUACCCUAGAAGUUACCCAGGAAGCAUUUGAUGACGCUGGUAUUGACCCAAAUACUCUCGACAAAAGAUGUGGAGUCUAUAUGGGGAUCGGAAUGAUGGACUACCCCUCCAUGAUAGUGGGUGAUGCAAAUCUCAUAAACCCAUACACUAACACAGGUUUUGUACAUUCUUUAUCAGCAAACCGUAUUUCUUUUGCAUUCAACCUAAAAGGACCGAGUUUGGCUGUUGACACUGCGUGCGCAUCUUCCAUGACAGCUCUCCAUCUUGCAUGUAAUGCCAUCUGGAACAAAGAAUGUGAAGUUGCAGCCGUAGGAGGAAGUAACAUCCUACUAAGCCCUGAAAUGACAGUUGGGUUCAGUCAACUUGGAGUUCUGUCUCCUGAUGGAAAAGUCAGACCAUUUGAUUCAGAAGCUAACGGCUAUGUAAGAAGUGAAGGCUUUGGAAUGUUAAUUAUCAAGCCACUCGAUGCUGCUAUCGCUGAUAGGGACCACAUUUAUUGCUCCAUACUUGGGACUGCAAUAGGAAGCAAUGGACACAACCAGAGCAUCACGAUGCCAUCGAAAACAGAGCAACUACAGCUGAUACAAACUACAUACCCGAGAUUUAACGUUUCUAUGAAAGAUGUUUCCUAUAUUGAGGCGCAUGGCACUGGCACUCCUGUCGGAGACCCUUCAGAGGCCAAAGCUAUAGGCGAGGCGUUUAGGUCGCAACGAUUGGCCGCUGAUAAACCUCUCCGAAUAGGCUCAAAUAAGGGAAACUUUGGACAUAUGGAGUGUUCGUCAGCUGUCGUAAGUACCAUCAAAGCUGCUCUUAUGUUGCAUAACAGAACCCUAUGUCCAUCAAGCAACUUCAACAAGAUCAACCCAGCAAUAGACUUACACAAGCUCGGCAUCGAAAUACAACAGGAAUUAGAACCCCUUAUGAAUGACAAAAAACACGUAUUUGGUAUCAACAGUUUCGGAUUUGGUGGGGCAUUGGCUCACACAAUCAUUGAAGAAUAUGCAACGAAGGAGAUGCCUUUAGGAUCAGCUGGGUGGAAAUUUGGAGAAGAUGGCAGAGAAGGAAAAAUGAUCCCAGUUCCCCUGUCUGCAAAAACGGACGCAGGACUAAUCGAUCUUGCUAAGAAAUGGCUAAGGUUCGAAUCAGAUAAAGAUGCACAGAGUAUUGCGUCAUGGUUGGCCACUCGUAGAACUCAUUUUGAGUGCAGAAUCGUCAUAAUAGCCAAAUCUGGAAAGGAUUUUCGUGAAAAACUUCAACGUGCCAUUGAAGGAGAAUCCUACGAUUCAAUUUCAAGAGGGGCAACUCCAAUCAGUAUUGAAGAGAGAAACAUAUGCUUUGUUUAUCCUGGACAGGGUCAACAAUGGGCGAAAAUGGGCGUUCAAUUAUACAAAAACGAAAAGAUCUACCGCGAAAGUAUCGAUCUAUGUGAUACGGUUUUUCAAAAAUUGAGUGGCUGGUCCAUUGUUGUAAAAUACGGUGUUUUCACAGGUAAGCAAAAAGUUGAUCACCAUCUCGAUCAAGUCAUCAAUAAUGCAAUUGUAUCUGUCCCGGCUAUUGUCUUCCACCAGAUUGCACUGACUAAUCUGUGGAAAUCAUGGGGCGUCCAUCCCCGUGCAGCUGUGGGGCAUAGUUUGGGGGAGAUAGCAGCAGCGUUUGCAUGUGAAGGUGUUACCUUAGAAGAAGCAAUAGCGGUUGCUUUGUACAGAAGUGAGGAACAGGCAAAACCUACAGAUAAUGGAGGUAUGGCUGCAACUAGAAUGUCAGAAAUGAAUGCCCGAGAAUUCUGCGAGAAAUUCGACGAUUUGUAUGUUGCAUGUAUAAACUCUCCAUCAUCUACAACUAUAGCAGGACAUCUUCAUACAAUCGAGAAACUUUCAAAAGAAAAUCCCUCCACGUGGAAGCAACUUAGAGUCAAGUCUGCCUACCAUUCCCCAUACAUGGAUAGAAUCAAAGAAGGCUUUACCAAACGACUAAGUAUGAAGCUGGUCAAUGACGUGGAACCAAAGAUCCCAAUGUAUUCAACCGUGACAGGUAGAAAAAUGAUGAAUGGUUUUCAUACUCAAUAUUGGUGGGAAACCAUCAGGAAACCUGUACUGUUUCAACAUGCAGUUGAACAACUCUUUGAGGACGAAUUCAAUGUGUUUGUUGAAUGUGGAGCCUCGGCCACCCUUUUGACCUCUGUCAUUAAAACAGCCAAGAAUUUGAACGUGUCAUCACCUAUCGUUAUUACAUCUUGUCAACGAGAGAAAGAUGACUAUAACAACAUGCUUACUGCUGCAGGCAAUCUACAUGUAAAUGGUGUUUCACUAGACUGGGGGAACAUCACCGGAAAUUGUCAAACAUGGGCCGCAUUACCGAGUUAUCCCUGGCAGCACCAGAAACAUUGGGCCGAAUCAGAGUCUAGUAGACUGAAACGUUUGGGACUCGUUCGAACGAAUUUCAAAAACAGCAAUGGUGAUAUUUCCUUGAAGGAUUAUCCAUUUCUCGCUGAUCACAAUGUUUUAGGAAAUGUUACAUUUCCCGGUGCAGGGUAUAUAGAAUACAUCACCCAAACAUGCAUAGCGGAAGAUGAAAAUGUGUCCUUCUCUGAAAUAAAAUUCAAGAAUGUUUUAGUUUUUGGUGAGAAAGAGAAGCAGAAAAAUGUCCACAUAGAACUCAUUAAGAAAGGCGAUCAUAUAUCAAUUGUCAGUGGCGAAACAGCUCAUAUGGAGGCACGCAUCAGUACAAAUAAACCGACGACAGGAUGUAAUGAUCAACCCAUAUUUCCUGAGACUGGAUCUGCAAAUGUGAUUAGAAUGAACAAAGAUGAAAUAUACAAAAAUUUCGAUUGCGUCAAGCUGAAAUAUGGACCUGCAUUUCAAGUACUACAUGAGGUAUUAUUAUACGACGGGGAAGCCAUUGGUGUGAUUCGAGGCGAUCAGCACCACGGAGAACGAAUAGGCAGUAAUAUCUUAGAUGGUUGUUUUCAACUCGUUCUCAUCGCAAGUCAAAAACAUAAGACAUCAGCUUAUAUUCCAACCAGCAUCGGUUCCAUUGAUGUAUUCUUGCCUAGGAUGAGAACAGAGCUUCCACUCAAAGCAUGGGCUAAGAUAGUUGACGUCAACUCCUUCACUAUAACAGCAGAUAUCACAGUCUUCUCAGACAAUGAGGAGAUUAUCAGAGUCACAAAAUUGGUUUGCCAAAAUAUGGAUGGGAUGACUCCUGGUAUAGACAUAAACAACUGUGUGUAUACAACAUCUUGGCAACCAAUAGAGGCAAAUCUUGGUUCAACUGAUAUAAUGAAUUAUAUAUUGAAUCCUCGAAACCUCAAACACAAUUACCCCGAGGAAAUGAAGCAAGUUGAAUCCCUUGAUCCAUGCAUUGAGAGAAUAAGAGGAAUUUGUGCACGCUUUUUCAAAAGAGCACUAGAAACGAUCAAUGAACUUGAUUUAAGCCCAAGUUGUUGGAUGCAGGUUACGUGGCUGAAGAAAAUUGUCAGAGAGGAUAGCAUGUGUAUCAACAUUGAUGACAUUGAAAGUAUGAUGAAGGAUAUUGAAAAUGCAUGUCCUGAAUCCCAGGCUGAACUCAGGCUAUUAUGGAAACUUGGAAAUAUGUUACCAGAAACUCUACGAAAUCAGACACACACAUCCAUUGAUGAAAUGCUUGGUGACGAUUUAUCCCUUAUCAACUCACUCACCACGCGUCUAUACGAGAAAACAACUUCAGAUUUAGUUUAUAAGGCGAUUAGCCAGUCAUUGCAGUCAAAGAAGAUUGUACGAGUUUUAGAAGUUGGGUGUCGCAUGGAUACACUGGCUCAAUAUCUCUUGGAACCACUCCAAGGCUUAAUCAACGCCGGGAGGGUUGAGUAUACAUGUACAAUGCCGAGAUCAAGCACCCUUCCAAAUGACUCAGAGAUUCAGUACAAAGAGCUCGACGUUGAGCAGAGCGUGUCUACUCAAGGGUUUAUUCCACAUUCCUACGACAUCGUCGUAUGUAUGGACAGUUUAUCCUUAGUUUUGGAUUUUGAGGAUAGACUGCGAAAUGUGAAGGACCUACUAUGUCCCUUUGGGUGGUUGGUGAUUUAUGAAGCAUCGAACUCGCAAAACAUUUCAAAUAUCACAUUUGGAUGUCUUGAGCGAUACUUGGUGUCUAAGCAAAAUGGCCACCGGCUUCAGAAAACUCACCUCGAGAACCAGUUAGAGAACAGCGGAUUUAAAGAUGUUGCCCGUGUGUCAAUUCCAAAUGAUUUUUUCCAUUCAAUUAUCAUUGGGGUAAACACAAAUGAACAAUGCUCACAAAACAAUUCCUCUGUUACUAAUGUGGUGAUAUACUCAGAGCAACUGAGUAAUAUUGAUAUCGUUGAUCCCUGGGAAAUUGCCUCGAGUAGAGCAACCCUAUAUAAUAUCAUAGACAGUGCAAAUGAGCCAGUCGAUGUUGUUCACUUAUGGGAGGAAAUGAGUUCCCUUGAGGAUCUUCUAGAUAUAGUGAAAUACAUUUCUAACACACCAAACUGCAAUAGCUUCUCUGUUGUGGUAGAUGAAAACACCAUCAGUAGUUCAAUCCCAACUGGGUUUCUCAGAGUUGCUGUGAAUGAAAUAAAGCACAUCCGAAUCUAUACAUUCAGGGUUGCAGGAUUCGAGGGAAAUGAUGUACUACCUGAAGUUAUCAGCAUUAUUCAACAUGGGGACAUUCCGGAUUCAGAGAUUAUGCUUGACAAUCGCAAUAGUAAGGUUCCCCGAGUAAUGAGAGCAGAAAUGCCUAGCCAAGGAACAUUAAAGUCAUCGAGAUGGUUGAUUGAUUUCCAGGGUCCCCAUGCAAUAGACAACUUAAUAUACAGGUCGUUGCCAUCUGAACCACUGUCAAUGGGAGAUGUACGAAUAAAGGUAUUAGCAGCUGGAGUCAAUUUCAAAGAUAUCAUGAUUGCAACUGGAAAUCUGAAAGAUCUCAACAUCACCCCUCAGUUUGGCAUUGAGUGCACAGGUGUUGUCGCAGAAGCACAUGAUUCAGUUGGAAAUGUGAAAGUUGGUGAUAGAGUUUUGGCGUUUGCAAACAAUUGCUUUGCAUCAGAGGUAGUAUGUGACAGCAGACUUCUAGCUAAAUUACCCGAGAGCAUAGACAUAAACGUUGCAGCAGGAAUGGGUAUUGUGUUCUCAACAGCUUACCAUGCCCUUGUUGAGCGUGCCAACCUCCAAGAAGGGGAGACUGUUCUCAUUCACUCUGCAUGUGGAGGUGUUGGUCAAGCCGCAAUACAGAUAGCAACUAUGUGUGGAGCAAAGAUCAUUUGCACUGCUGGUUCAAAUAGGAAGCGUGAUAUUCUGAGAGAGCAAUUUAGAAUCGAACACGUGACUAAUUCACAUUCACUCACGUUUGCUGACGACGUAAUGAAAUGGACUGCUAACAAGGGAGUUGAUGUCAUACUUAACUCACUGAGUGGCGAGUACAUCAAAAAAGGAUUGAAAAUUCUUUCUCAUGGUGGGCGUUUCUGUGAGAUAGGGAAGCGGGAUAUUCUUGAUAAUUCAGAGCUUGAACUGAAUCCAUUCCUUCAGAAUAAAUCUUUUCUCUCUGUUCAGCUCGAUGUCCUGAUGCUGAACAGACCGGAAAAGAUGACUAAGCUGCUUGAGAAAGUUAUGUCACUCUUAUAUAAUGGGGAUGUUCGACCAAUCCAAACAGAACUCCGGGAUAUCUCUCAGUACAAAGAAACACUGAGAUGGAUGAUGACUGGUCAGCAUAUUGGAAAAGUUGUGUUGAAGAUUCCGAUGGACUUCUCUCCUGAUAAUGUCCUCCCACCGACAGAAAUGUUUACAGAUGACGGUUGUUAUCUAACAACAGGCGGCCUUGGAGGUGUAGGUCUUGAGGUUGCUCGUUGGAUAGGACGUAAGGGAGCCAGACAUAUUGGACUACUAUCUCGGCAUAAAUCAUUAACAUUCCAACAACGAUGCACAAUGCAGUACCUUCAGCGAUUAGGUUGUCAAGUAGUCCAACUUCAAGCUGAUGUAGGUGAUAAGCGUGCCCUUUCGAAAAUCAUUGGUGAGCUUGAGGAAACAACAAACAAGCCUUUGAUAGGAGUUUUUCAUCUAGCCGGAAACAUAGAUGAUGCAAGCAUACAAAAACUAACAAAAACUCAAAUAACCCAAAUACUUAACUCCAAAGUUGAUGGUGCAAGAAACCUGCAUGAACUAACACAAAACAAAAACUUAAAGCAUUUUGUAAUGUUCUCGUCCCUGUGUACUGUCAUAGGUAACGCAGAACAAGGAGCAUACUGUUCCGCAAAUGCCUACCUUGACAAACUCUCUGAACACAGGCAGUCAGUUGGUUUGCCUUCAUUGGCUGUUCAGUUUGGAGCCAUACGGGGAGCGGGGUUCCUUGAGAGGAAUGCAAAGGUGACAAAUAUUAUGGACACCAGGGGCCUAUUGUCUCUACAUAUCAACGAGUGCAUCAACUUCCUUGAGAAAGCCAUGAGAUGUACAACUACCCCGGCAGUCAUAGGAUUUUCUAAUGCGGACUGGAACCUUAUACAGGGAAUGAGCCAUCCAAGUCAUAUGCAGUUUCGUCAUUUACAGAAGGUCCAAACUCAAAAGAAAGUAAAAUGCCAGAAUAGCAGAGAAGAUCUACAUCUGAUGAUAAUAACAAAACUGUCCGAGAUCUUGUGUACAUCUGCUGAAACAAUCGACGAGAAUAAGCCAAUGACAGACUAUGGUGUAGACUCUCUCACAGCAGUAGAGAUGGUCCAAUGGGUCAAUAAAGAGCUGGGAAUGAACAUUUCUCAGCUGGACAUUUUAGGGGGAAUGUCAACUGGAUCAUUGGUAGACAAGGCUAUGAAGGGAAAGAUCCCAUUGUCCGAAAAAAACUGAAUUUGUAACCCUUUGAUACGCUCCCAUAAAAACGGUUUGGCAAGAGGCAAGAUUUAAACCAUGUAAAAGCAUUAACAAAUUCUUCAAAGUUGUCAUAAAUGUCUUCAGGUCUACGGCACUAAUAUGUAGCGAUUAACGUAACUUAAUAAUUUUACACAAUAUUUGACCUUUUCCCAUUUACAAACUUUUAUAGACCUGGAGUGGGAGAAGGGUGAUUUUCAAUCAAUAAGAAAUGUUCAAUGAGAGUAAGUUCAAGCUGUUAAUAUACUGGGCCAAUAGAUUUUAUGUUAGUGCGAGUAUAAUUGCAACGAAACAACUUCAUCUAUAACUAAACAACAUUUGUUAAACAAUCAAGUCUACAUUAAUGUUGAUUGCAUGUAUG